Messenger RNA from Capra hircus (goat), 869 nucleotides. Its product is annotated as translation initiation factor IF-2-like. NCBI's taxonomy places the organism in Eukaryota, Metazoa, Chordata, Mammalia, Artiodactyla, Bovidae. Bases 260 to 685 code for a protein of 141 amino acids. The transcript has 2 exons. The record is from RefSeq and is a predicted model, not a curated record.
CCUGCAAGGCGACUUUCUUUCUCCCGGUUCGCUGAAAGGCAAGCUGAGGCUCGGCCGGGAAAAGGCUGCGUGAAGUGCGGCGCGCGGCCCCAGCUCGAGGGCCUACUGUUGUUCCUGUAAGAAGCCCAAGGUGUGCCACGAGCCCAGGACCGGAGAGGCGGGGACCGAGGAGGCGCUCAGGUCCUUAGGGAGCCAAGCGGGUCCAGUUUUGCGCGCCUUGGGGAUCCCGCAGACCCAGCCCGGGAGAGAGAGUCGGAAAAUGCCCCAGGUCUGGCCCGGAGCCGGGGCCGGGCCCGCCCGAGGCCUCCCCGGCGCGGCCUCCACUCCCCCCCUCCUCCCCUCGGCGGGCGGGGCGGGGCGCGAGCACAAAAGACUCCAACUUCCGAGCGGGCGCGGGCCCACCCCGCCAACUCCUGGCCCAGGCCCGGCCCGCGGAGAGGAGGCGGGCAGGGAACGCCAGGGCGGCCGGGAGCGGGAGCUGGAGCGGGCGCGGGCGGGCCCGGCCGGCGACCCAAGGCGGCGGGGCCGAGUGGAGGGGAAGGGUGCAGGAAGUGUUAUAACUGGAUCUCGAUCUGGAUGUUUGUCCUGCCUCCUGAAUAUUUCUCCUGUCGAAAACUCACCUAAAUCAAUGGUGCAACCUCCACGGAGCAGCCGGGUGGCUUCCCAGAGCACACGAGGACCGUAAGCCCUUCAGCUGUAGACUUCCCUGAAGGCUGGGAAGAUAAGAUUCUCCAUGCAUCGUCCGACUCAUGAUUCUGUGAUUGUAUUUUUCACAUCCCAGUGAGAGACUUUAUUUUGGGGGGCUCCAAAAUCACUGCAGAUGGUGACUGCAGCCAUGAAGUUAAAAAACACUUGCUCUUUGAAAGAAA